ACUGCAAUGUCUUUGUGGAUCAACUAUUUCUGGAUCAUCUUGGCUGGGGCCAUCAUUGUCGUCUCCUUGGUCCUAGGCCUCAUCCUAUACUUUGUCUGUCGGUGCCAGCUCAGACAAGGCAAGAAAUGGAAAAUUUCCAAGUCCAUGAAACAAAUCCAUGGAGAUGAAGAAGAGAAGAUGUAUGAGAAUGUUAUUAAUCAAUCACCAGAUCAGUUACCCCCUCUGCCACCCAGAGAUUUGCAUUUUCUAGGAGAUUCUUCCCUACAGGAAAUCCCAGCUCAGUCACCACCUAUGUAUUCAUCGGUGAAUAAAAUUAGAAACAAGAAGCCCGUUUCCAGCCUGGGCUACACCGAGCCUGAAAAUGACUAUGAUGAUGUUGAAAUACCUGCAAAUACGGAAAGCCAUCAUUUUAAAACAACCAUGUCUUCUUUUUGA
Urocitellus parryii (Arctic ground squirrel) is the source of this 435-nucleotide messenger RNA. RefSeq names its product SLP adaptor and CSK interacting membrane protein (gene Scimp). NCBI's taxonomy places the organism in Eukaryota, Metazoa, Chordata, Mammalia, Rodentia, Sciuridae. Gene Ontology annotation, cellular component: tetraspanin-enriched microdomain; immunological synapse; membrane. The record is from RefSeq and is a predicted model, not a curated record.